AUGUCACAUCCAAGUAAAUCACAACAACGUUUUCCAUUUCGAGCUUUAGUUCAUGUUCAAAGAAAUUAUCGUAAAUUACCACCUAUUACACAAACAAUUCGUCCAAUAGAAGAAAAUGGAUCAUUGCAAUCACCAUUAAGUAUUAUUAAUGUUGAUAUUAAAUGUGAAACACCACAAUUAAAUGAAAAUAAUUUUUGGGAUAAACUUCAUGAACAUAUUGCAAGUCAAACUUUGGAAUAUAAUAAUGAUCAUGGAAAUCAAAAAACACCAAAUAAAAUUGUACGAAUAUUUGUUUCAUCUACAUUUACAGAUUUUUUCAAUGAACGAGAAGUACUUAUAAAAAAAGUAUUUCCUGCAUUACGUGAUGAAAUGGAACCAGCAGGUAUUCAAAUAAUUGAUUGUGAUCUUCGUUGGGGUGUUCCAAAAGAUUCAACGACCGAACAAACAAUAUUAACAUGUCUUGAAGAACUUGAUCGAUGUUUUGAAGAUAAUGGUCAACCGUUCUUUAUUGGUCUUGUUAGUGACAAAUAUGGUUGGGUUCCAAAACUUAAUGAAUUACCAAAGAAUAUAAUUGAACGAUAUCGUUGGAUUGAUGAAGCAUCAAUAACAUUAAUGGAAUUUAUCCAUGGUGCAUUUCGUACACAUAAUCCAAAUGCAUUUUUUUUAAUACGAAAAUCAGAAAAUAUUCUUAGUAAUCUUCCUGAUAAAUAUAAAGAUAAAUUUCGUGAUAAAGAUGAAUUUAAUCAAAGUCAAAUUCAAGAAUUAAAAAAUCAAUUACCAAAAAUAUUUCCACCGGAACAAAUUUUUCAUUAUGAUUGUUUUUAUAAUGGUCUUGAUUCAUCAACUGGACGUGAACGAGUUAAAAUUGAUGGUUUACAUGAAUUUGAAGAACAAGCAAGAAAAUUUUUAAUUCAAGCUAUCCAAAAAUGGUAUCCGGCUAAUUUUACCAAUACUAGUUCAUUGGAUACUGAACAAAAACAAAUGAAUACAUUUCUUCUUAAUAAAACUCAAUAUUUUGUUGAUCGACCUAACGAAUUUUCAUUUUUAUUCAAAUAUAUAACAGGCGAUCACAAAGAUUUAACAUUAAUCAGUCCAACGGACACAACAAGUGAGAAUGCUCAACCUUUCUUGGCUUUAACAGGUCGAUCAGGUGAUGGAAAAUCGAUAUUACUUGGAAAAUUUGUAUUAAAUAUCGAAGAAAAAUUUCAAAACAAAUUUUUUCUCUUCUAUUAUUUUCUUGAUGGAGCAUUUCAUGCUAAUGCUAGUCAUUUUAUGUUAACUAGUUUAAAACAAAAGUUAGAUAAAUAUCUUGAGGAAAAUAAUUUAAUAUCGCCAAAAACAGGUGAACGACUUAAGAUAACCGAUGAUACAUUUCUAUCAGAUGCUAUUGGACUUUUACCUAUUCCACUUCUUAUUAUUGUUGAUGGAUUAGAUAAAGGUGAUAUUCAUCACAAUAGAAAAUAUAAAGAAGAAUUUCCAUUUUCUAAUCUUAAUGAAUUAAUGACUGAUCAUACAUAUAUUAUAAUUAGUUGUGAAACAAAUUUAAAAUUAUAUGAAACAAUUCUUAAUCAUAUUCAUUAUAAUUUACAACUUCAACCAUUAACAAUUGAACAACUUUAA
Molecule: messenger RNA, 1620 nt
Organism: Rotaria sordida
Lineage: Eukaryota; Metazoa; Rotifera; Eurotatoria; Philodinida; Philodinidae
Source: the annotation of a GenBank genome assembly